AUGGAAGGGUCUUUGCCGAGCCGCGGGAAGCUGCUGCAGCAGCACAAGGCGGAGCUGCGCGUGCUGAGGACAGAGGCGAAGAGGGUUUGCGCUAAAGCCAAAUCAAAAGAAGAAAGAGCAGCAGCAGAAGCAAAAUAUUCGUUGCUGGAGCAGCAGCUGCUGCAGCAGCAGCACCAGCAGCUGCAGCAGCUAGCAGAAGCAGCAGCAGCAGACUCAGAUGUAGACUCGAACAAGGCGGAGGCGCUGCAAGCUGCUGCUGAUGCAGCAGCAGCAGCAGCAGCAGCAGCAGCAGCGCCUAACCCUAGCUCCCCCCCAAACACCCCAACUGCAGAAAAAGCAGUGCUUGAAACUCUCGAGGGCCUUUCUCUCUACAAAACCACCGAAGGCCGCAAACCCUCGAAGGCGCAGCGGAGGAGAGAAAAGAAACAGCAGGAAAACAGAGAGCGCGAGCGCGUUUUUGAAGAGGCCCGCG
Molecule: messenger RNA, 472 nt
Organism: Eimeria tenella
Lineage: Eukaryota; Apicomplexa; Conoidasida; Eucoccidiorida; Eimeriidae
Product: OTU-like cysteine protease domain-containing protein, putative
Exons: 3
Source: RefSeq, a predicted model, not a curated record